AUGGCACAGCCCCAGUGGAGUGAACGGACUUCAAGAGCCGCCAUUCCGGGAUUUUUCCACAAGAGUAACCUGUCUGCGACAACCAAUGAAAGAUCGGGUUCGUCCAUGACGGUCGAUGAGGGCCACCACAUCAUCCGUGAGAGCAUUCAACGCUGGCCAAGACCUUAUGCUCGCGGUGAGAGCCUGCGCGACAGCGUGCCAUCUGGCGCGCUGCGAGUUACGAACCCGGACACAACAAGCUCGCCGCCGUCUAUACCUUGUGGCUAUCUUAAGACACGUGGAUCAUCUGGGCUCAAAGCUCUGAUCGAUCGGCCCAAGCCCGCAUUCAUUCCCGGGGCGAGUCAGCAAGAUAGGAACAGUUCCGCAAGUACGGUAUUCAGCCAUUACAGCGAUGGGAACUCGCGCGCAAGUGUUCGUUCGACGGCCUUCCAACAGCAUCCACUCGCGCAGCAGAUACGAAUUAAUUCGCCCUCGCCGGCAUCUUCGUCAAGAAGCAGCGUCUCUCCAAUAUCGAGCGACGAGCGACUAGAUUUCGAUCACUCCAAGAACCUUCCUCUGAGCUUGUCCACGGAUAAAGAGCCUCGACCACUCUCGUCCGGACCAUCUCCCAUCCAAAGGGAUGCAUUCCUCACAGCACCUCUUCGUCUCCCUCAGGAAAAGCCCUCCCUGGCAAGUCUGCGUACCGUGCGCCAAACGCCUCCAGAAGACCCCUUCUACCAACCAUCCGCUACACCCAUCAGCCCAGACAGCGUGUUCCAACUAAGCAGUCCAACGUGGUACUCUCCACCCCCAACCCAACCCCAGGAUCGACAGAUGUUCUCCCCGGCAGGUGAACAUCCCUCACAGACCUACCGCGAAGACAACAACAGAACCAACAAUGACCGCGAUGGGCUCUUCUCACAGCGCAGUUCGCGAUACAGUCAGAUCAGUCCCAUCGAGCCGCAUGACCUUCCUUCACAGACCGGAACACCAAAUUGGCCGCUCGUGUCCAGGCCACUGUUCACGAACGCGAGCAAUCGCAGCGAGGAUAGUCUUGGCGAUCCCAUCACCGAUAGGAACUUCCUGGCGCCUCCUUCGCUGCAGCCGUCGUCGGCGACAUCCUCCGUGAGGCAGAGGGAACAUCAUUGGGCGAGGCGCAGCGAUCCGUUUGAUUUGGAUCGGGGGAGUCUUUGA
Dissoconium aciculare CBS 342.82 is the source of this 1173-nucleotide messenger RNA. RefSeq lists its product as uncharacterized. Bases 1 to 1173 code for a protein of 390 amino acids. NCBI's taxonomy places the organism in Eukaryota, Fungi, Ascomycota, Dothideomycetes, Mycosphaerellales, Dissoconiaceae. The record is from RefSeq and is a predicted model, not a curated record. The transcript has a single exon.